CAAGCUACCAGCCAUGUUGUUAAGACAUUAAAAAAAUGGUUGGCUGAAAUCUGCAGAUCAAUUAGAUACUUAAAUCCUCAAGCUAGAGGUCCAAAUUGGAACCUCUCGUUUGUAACCAUUUUCUUUUAAUAAUUCUUGAUCGUGAUUCUCUAGGUUACAAAUAUGCACAGUUAACUGUCCUGUCAGUAAUGGAUGAAAACCCCGAAAGCAGAGGAACAGAGGACAGAGCUGGUCACGCGUGGAUGGUUGAGUUGAAUCACGUCGCAAAAAGCUCAUGUAGAGACAUUAAAACCACUGUUGACGACGCACUGGUGUGCAGCACUGGGCAGAAGACGUGAUCAUUUGACUCGUAUCCGUGAACUACUCCUGCAAAGUUAGGAUGUUCUUCCAGGGAAUUCAUACAUAUGAAAACCUAUGCACCACUGGGAUACUGUAGAAAAACCUGCCGCUGUUUGUAAAGGAGCCUGAUGCCUGUCAUAUGGAGCUGGUUUACCCUCAACUUGAUCUUUCUGCUGUACAGUAGAGGAGCAAGUGAGAAGCUGUGUGCUAUAUUUGCCACCAAUGGUACACUUGGCAAACUGGGCUCAAGCAUUGAAGUGUACUGCACCUUUAAGAAAUUUGUUACAGGAAGAUGCAGGAAAGCCAUCUUUAGAGAUACAAACCAGGAAUAUAAUUUCAUUGAAUACAAUUCCACAACUCUGUUAUUGAAGACAGAGCUGAGGAAACACAGAACAGUGUUUGUUUGUAAGUGUGCACCAGAUGAACCUCUCUAUGAACCAUGUGGAUUAGACAUCCUUGCUGGACUUUCACCUGAUGUUCCCCAGAACCUAAUAUGUAUUCAGAAUGGAAAUUAUGGAGACAUAACAUGCAGGUGGAAAAAGGGAAGUAACACACACAUUGAAACUACAUAUGAGCUUUGGGUGAAAACCGAAUCUUAUAAUGGUACAAAGCAUUUAGCCUCUCAUUCUGGCUCUGAAUAUGUGAUUUUUCCAGUGCUUCAUUCAGAAGUGAAAUACUCAGUCUGGGUUACAGCAUCAAAUAAGUUGGGAACUGCCUCUUCCCCAUCAUUGAAAUUCACCCUCAAUGAUAUAGUCAAAUUUCACCCUCCGCACGUCACCGUGGUAAAUUGCUCAUCGCAGAAUUGCACGUUACAUUGGAGGGAUAUAGAGAAGGCUCAGCUCUUGGAGGUCCGAUACCAGAUUGUUGGAGAGAGCUCUUGGAUAUACCAAACUUUCAAAGCCACUGCAAACAAUACAUUGAGCUGUGGUGGUCUUCAGCCCUUCACAACUUACACAUUCCAGGCUCGGUGUAAACUGAGCUGUACUGAAGGUAUAUGGAGCGAGUGGAAUGAUGCAGUUAAUACGACAACAGGGGAAGCAGAUCCUCUCCAAAAGCUGGAUGUUUGGCAUAUUGUGGAAUCUUCAGAAUCCAAAAACAAGUUUGUUAGUGUAGUUUGGAAGAAACUAACCAGGUAUGAGGCGAGAGGGGUGGUACUUGGCUACGAAGUUCUUGUUGAGGAUCAAGUGGAGAAGAAGCUGUCUGAGGUUUACAUUACCAACAGCAGUUACAGCAAGCCUGUGUUCUGCUCCCACUGUACCGUUACCGUGUCUGCUUUAAACUCCAAAGGAAGCUCACCUCCUGCCACCAUCAGCAUUCCAAUAUUGUCAGAUUUGUCAUCUUUUCCCUCCCCAAGAAAUGUGACUUGUCUACCACAUAGCAACCACAGCAUUAUGAUAUCAUGGGAGCCCCCCCUGGACUCCCCUGUGCCUUUACAUAGCUACAUUGUGGAGUGGUCCCAGGCAUACAAGGACACUAAACUCAGCCUCACCUGGAAGAGGCUCAGUCAUCACCAGCUUUCAACUGUCAUAUCAGAAAAUGUUCAGCCUUGUGUGUGCUAUAAAGGUGCUGUCUAUGCUCUGUAUGACCAGGGGCUUGGAAAGGCAGGUUUUGUCAAUGCAUACUCCUGGCAAUCAGUUCCAUCUCAGGGUCCAAAGCUAAACGUCAGACAGUGGGACAACAAGAGCUUAACUGUGUAUUGGAAAGAAGUUUCUGAGCAGGACAAAAGAGGAUGCCUUAAAAGCUACAAUCUUUACCUAGAAAAUAUCCAAGGACAUCUACAGAAGUAUGGUCCGAUAGAUCCCACUCACAGAAGUUAUACCAUCAGUGACUUGCAGCCUGCUGCUUCCUAUUAUCUAUGGAUGACAGCUUCCACAGACACAGGUGAAGGACGGAAAGGGGAAAAAUAUACUUUUACUACUUAUCCUGAACGAGAAGACGACCAGCUUUUGGUGAUAUGGCCAACAACAGUUUUAGUUUCUUUCCUAGUGUGGCUUUUUUUGGUGUUUUUGUGUCGGGUCUCGGUACAACGAAGGCCUUCUCCCUGUUGUUUCUGCAUCAUACCUGGUAAUGUUCCUGAUCCUGCCAACAGUAAAUGGGCCAAAGAGUAUGCUGCAGUCAAGGGGCAUAUGAAGCUAGUUUAUGAGCUGUAUAAUAAUUCAACAUCCAGCAAUGAAGAACCAAACACCAUAGAAAUAGAGGAAAUACCUGAGGACUCAUUAAAUGUAUCCAGAACUGUUUCAGAAAGGAACAUCUUACCUUCAGGAGAGCCUAAGGAACAGCAAUCUCAAGAGCGUGACAGUGGUCAAACUUCCUGUCCUCCAUGCCAGUCACAGGGUCUAGGAACAUACAAAGGCCAAUUCACAUGCCCAUACAUUAAGAGCUUGUCACAAGAAUCUGAGUUUUCCACAAAGACACAAAUAUCUUGCAGCACAGACACAACUGGAGAUUAUAUACCUUCUAAUGUCUUGCUGAGUGGAACUAGUGAGGAAGACUCCAAUGACUUCAUGGAAGAUGAAUUAAUGGAAUUUUCCUCCUGUCACAACAGUCCAUUUUUGGAACCUAUGAUUACAUUUGGGGGGAAGCUCACUUUAGAUGCUGUUAAAAUUGACUGCAGUUCUUUCAUGGAUUGAAGUGUGUUCUGUGUACCCUUUACUUAACCAGUUUUUAUUAUUUUCACACUAGGAUAACCACUAAUCAAGAAAUGAAGCUAUUUAAAAAAAUGUAAAUAAGAGACUGCACAUUUCAUCUUUGCAUGAAAGCAAUUUCAUGCAGUUUAUGGUUGUUCAUACAUUUCUAAGACUUGGGACCUAAAAACUCCUGGAUGAAAUAGGUUUUGAGCUUUUAUUACAGUGCAUUGGAAAAGGAAAGGUAUGACAAUCUAUCACGUGCAAUCAUAAUAAUUACUCCAAGAGACUGAUAGCCACAGGAAUGGAUUUGAAGACAUCUGUGAUCUUGCACAAAAUAUUGAAUUUCUUCAGGACAAUAACUGCCAAUAAGGGUGGGACACUGAUCGCACAAGGAUGAUAAAUACAUGAGGAUUGUUUAAAUUAAUUAUGGCACAUUCUGUACAAAUUUGGGAAUAUAUAAGACCAAUAAAAUGCCUCUUAAAUGAA
Molecule: messenger RNA, 3452 nt
Organism: Lepisosteus oculatus (spotted gar)
Lineage: Eukaryota; Metazoa; Chordata; Actinopteri; Semionotiformes; Lepisosteidae
Gene: il12rb2
Product: interleukin 12 receptor, beta 2a
Biological process (GO): cytokine-mediated signaling pathway
Cellular component (GO): membrane; signaling receptor complex; external side of plasma membrane
Molecular function (GO): cytokine receptor activity; cytokine binding
Source: RefSeq, a predicted model, not a curated record